Molecule: messenger RNA, 1953 nt
Organism: Botrytis cinerea B05.10
Lineage: Eukaryota; Fungi; Ascomycota; Leotiomycetes; Helotiales; Sclerotiniaceae
Exons: 2
Coding region: 376-1803 (475 amino acids)
Source: RefSeq, a predicted model, not a curated record
GGAAAUUUUUGGUACGGUUAUGAUAAACGUGAGUGUGGUACCAAGAUUCUCGUGAAAGAAAUUAAAUGAAAUAUAUUCGCUGGUAACGCUUGAUACGAUGUUGAGCUUUUUUGUACAGCAGCUUAAAUCUGCAGAUCAACACCAAGCCGUACUACCUUUGCCGCCCUCUACACAAGAAGUUUUUCAUUACAGAAGUUCAUCUUCUUUUUACAUCCGAUUCUAUAACACAAUCGUUAUAUCUCAAUUGGAUUCAAAUUUUGAUAAUAGCAGGCAACUCCACAAUCAAUUUCUCAAGAUUUUCUGCAGACAAAUAAGAACUUCUGAAUCUUUAUCUCCUACUCACCAUCAAGAACAAUCCAGUUUCCAAGCUCCAUCAUGCCAUCGAACACGGGAAUAUCCACCUUUUCGCCACCAGAUACAAAAUCUAUGAAGUGUUUCAAUUUUCAAGGUCUCCCUGGUGAGAUUCGCAACAGAAUCUAUGAGUUUCUGCUUUGUGACUUUGAAGAAGUGUUGGUUCCUUGCAAAUUUCGUGAUCUACCGUCACCUUCUGAGGUCACCAUCACCAGACAAUCUAUUCAUCCACAAAUCUUAAGAACGUGCCGACAGAUCUAUCAGGAGGGCACAUGUUUGAUGCGAAAGAAAAAUCUAUUCAUCAGAUUUGAAUGUGAAGUCUCACCAUACCAGAUCAGUCUUGCACUUAUAAAGAUGCAAGUUCCUUUUAUUGUACCCGACCCAUCUGUUUCAAAGGACUUCAAAGGAACCGCCUUAACACACAAAAUUUGUUACCGGAACUCUAAAUCACGCCCUGAACCCAAUGCAAGCUUCAUCCUUUUAGCUCGUCAUAUCCCUAUUCUUUGUCGAGCACUAUCUUCUAUAAGAUGGAGCAUUGAUCAACACGACGACAAUGUCAAACAUGUCGUGACCCUCACUGAUCCCUAUGACAAACAAACUUCUGGAAUUUUUGCCUUGUUUGCCUCAGUCUCGGGAUUAUUUUCCUCGCCAAAAGAAUCCGAACCUUUCCUAUCUCGAAAGGAACAAGAAGGACUCAUAGCUCCAUACCGCACUCAUCUGAAAGCAUUUCCUAACCUAGAGUUCAAUGGGGUAAUACCCAAAGAUUUAAAAACAAUUGCGACAUCUGAAAUCACCUUUAUGCCAGAAGCUUACAAUAAAGAUCAAAUAAAAAUGUUUUUGGACAAUAUUGAAGACAUGAUACUUCAGGGAGAAGUAUACUAUGGACAAGAAAGAAAGACCAAAGCUAAUAGGACAUGGAACGAGUGUCAAAGAUUGAUAACCUACCAAUUCUCAGGCAAGCGAGGGGAACGUUUACGCAAAGGUGGUGGAGUGGACUUUUUGAAUUCCAUCGCAGAGACGCUUUUCGAUCUUGCCUGCAUCCGCGCGAGAACCACAUGUGACCUACUUGAAACAAAGUGGGAAGGAAACCACGAGAAAAUUCUCAUGGAAGGCAUGUCGAUGACCGAGGCGGAAAUAAACCAGGCUGUCUGGCUAAAUAAUCAUGAAACAGAGGUGACUUUUAUACCCAGCGCAGGCAGACUUGCGGAUAUGUAUUGGAGAGAAUCGAUUGCAUAUCGAUCGGCAGGUCUUCUGAAUCAGGCGAAAACUGCGAUUGAAUUAGCUCUUAUUACAAUUCCCAAUCGCGAGAGAUAUUUGAUUGAAGAGGACGAGGUUGACUUGGCUUUCUUAGCAAAGGCCGAAAGAAAGUUGUCACAUUGUGUAUUAUGGGGACAAAGGGGCGGGCUGUUGAUCAUUGCUUAUAUUCUGAUGGAGGUCACCGGCGAUGAGUAAGUUCCCAGGUCAAUCUUGACUGAGCGCUUAAAGGGCAGAUAUAGGAAGAAGCCAUAACUACAAUAUCAACCUGGAUCCCUCUAGAUGAGCAGGACCAUCUAAUUCUCUACUUCUGUCCACAUAAAUAACCGAACCAAAAAGAACAAUACA